Messenger RNA from Pelodiscus sinensis (Chinese soft-shelled turtle), 936 nucleotides. RefSeq names its product olfactory receptor 51I1-like. Gene Ontology annotation, molecular function: olfactory receptor activity; G protein-coupled receptor activity. Lineage: Eukaryota; Metazoa; Chordata; Testudines; Trionychidae. Gene Ontology annotation, cellular component: plasma membrane. Gene Ontology annotation, biological process: G protein-coupled receptor signaling pathway. The record is from RefSeq and is a predicted model, not a curated record.
AUGGUGGGUUUCAAUAGCACCAGCUUCCAGCCUGCGACAUUCCAGCUGGCCGGGUUCCCAGGCCAGGAGGCGGCUUACCACUGGAUCGCCGUCCCCUUCGUUGUGUUAUACGUCACUGCCAUGGUGGGGAAUUGCCUUGUUCUCUGCAUUGUCUGGGCAGACCGGCGUCUCCACCAGCCCAUGUAUCUGUUCCUUUGCAUGUUGGCAGUCAACGACCUCGGGAUGGCUCUGUCAACCCUACCCACUGUGCUCGGCACCUUCUGCUUCCACUUCACAGACAUCGCUUUCAACGCCUGCCUGGCCCAGAUGUUUUUCAUUCACUCCUUUUCUAUGGUGGACUCAGGGAUUUUAUUGGCCAUGGCGUUCGAUCGCUUGGUAGCCAUCUGUAACCCGCUGCGCUACGCAGCCAUCCUGACCCGGCCCAGGAUCAUGAGAAUCGGGCUGGCUGUUGUGGUUAGAAACUUCAGUGUGUUGUUUCCAUUUCCUUUUCUCAUUAAACGCUUGCCGUUCUGUCGCUCCAAUGCCCUCUCCCACGCCUACUGUCUGCACCCUGACGUGAUGAAGCUGGCGUGUGCAGACAUCUCAGUCAAUGUCAGCUAUGGCUUAGCUGUUCUUCUCUUGACCUUUGUACUAGACCUCUUGCUUAUUUUCAUCUCCUACGUUGUCAUUGUGAUGACCAUCUUCAAUAUAGCCUCUGGGGGGGAACGCCUCAAGGCCCUGAACACCUGUAUCUCCCAUAUCUGUGCCGUGCUAAUAUUCUACAUCCCAAUGAUGUCCGUCUCUGUGAUACACAGGUAUGCUAGGCACACCCCUCCUCUAGUCCACUCUCUGAUGUCCAUAUUUUACCUCUUCAUACCCCCUGUGUUAAACCCCAUCAUUUAUAGCAUAAAAACCAAGGAAAUUCGAAAGAGUAUCCUCAAAAUGUUCUCUAGGUAG